Meriones unguiculatus (Mongolian gerbil) is the source of this 2250-nucleotide messenger RNA. RefSeq names its product acetyl-CoA acetyltransferase 1 (gene Acat1). Gene Ontology annotation, biological process: fatty acid beta-oxidation. Lineage: Eukaryota; Metazoa; Chordata; Mammalia; Rodentia; Muridae. The record is from RefSeq and is a predicted model, not a curated record. Bases 115 to 1389 code for a protein of 424 amino acids. Gene Ontology annotation, molecular function: acetyl-CoA C-acetyltransferase activity. The transcript is spliced from 12 exons.
CAGGGGCGGCCAUUGGAGGACAGAGCCGGGGCGGCGCCCGCCGAUGCCGAGGGUCCCGCGGGGAGGAGGCCCGCGCCGCGCCGCUCUCCACCCUUGACAGCCCUUCGCGUCCCCAUGGCGGCCCUGGCGGCUCUGCACGGCGGCGUCCGCCGGCCUCUGCUUCGCGGGUUGCUGCAGGAGGUAAGAUGCCUGGGGCGAAGUUAUGCAUCCAAACCCACUUUGAAUGAAGUGGUGAUAGUAAGUGCUGUAAGAACUCCCAUUGGAUCCUUCCUGGGCAGCCUCGCCUCAGUGCCAGCCCCUACGCUUGGUUCCACUGCAGUUCAGGGAGCCAUUGAAAAGGCAGGGAUUCCAAAAGAAGAAGUAAAGGAAGUCUACAUGGGCAAUGUCAUCCAAGGGGGCGAAGGACAGGCCCCUGCAAGGCAGGCAGCCCUGGCUGCAGGUUUGCCUAUUUCUACUCCAUGCACCACAGUAAACAAGGUUUGCGCUUCAGGGAUGAAAGCCAUCAUGAUGGCCUCUCAGAAUCUCAUGUGUGGACAUCAGGAUGUGAUGGUAGCAGGAGGGAUGGAGAGCAUGUCCAAUGUCCCAUAUAUAAUGAGCAGAGGAGCAACACCCUAUGGUGGGGUAAAACUUGAAGACCUGAUUGUAAAGGAUGGACUGACAGAUGUCUACAAUAAAAUUCACAUGGGCAACUGUGCUGAAAAUACUGCCAAGAAGAUGAAUAUCGCACGAAGCGAACAGGAUACUUAUGCCAUCAGCUCUUACACCAGAAGUAAAGAAGCGUGGGACUCAGGGAAGUUUGCAAACGAAAUUAUUCCUGUCACAGUCUCAACAAAAGGUAAACCAGAUGUGGUGGUGAAAGAAGAUGAAGAAUACAAGCGUGUUGACUUUAGUAAGGUGCCAAAGCUGAAGACAGUGUUCCAGAAGGAAAAUGGCACAAUAACAGCUGCCAAUGCCAGCACACUGAACGAUGGAUCAGCUGCUGUGGUUCUCAUGACUGCAGAUGCAGCCCGAAGACUCAAUGUUAAGCCACUGGCACGAAUUGCAGCAUUUGCUGAUGCUGCUGUAGACCCUAUUGAUUUUCCAGUUGCGCCUGCUUAUGCUGUGCCUAAGGUUCUUAAAUAUGCAGGAUUGAAAAAGGAGGACAUUGCCAUGUGGGAAGUAAAUGAAGCGUUCAGUGUGGUUGUACUAGCCAAUGUUAAAAUGCUGGAGAUUGAUCCCCAAAAAGUAAAUAUCCAUGGAGGAGCGGUUUCUCUGGGCCAUCCAAUUGGGAUGUCUGGAGCCCGGAUUGUUGUUCACUUGGCCCAUGCCCUGAAGCAAGGAGAAUUUGGUCUGGCCAGUAUUUGCAAUGGAGGAGGAGGAGCUUCUGCUCUGCUGCUUGAGAAGCUGUAGACAGCGUGUUUUAGAAGACAGUUCCAUGUGACCAGAAACCCUGCUGAAGUGAAUGUGACUCCCUUGGCCAACUUAUAUUUAGCAUAAGCUAUUUAAUUUUUUUAAUUAUUUUUUAGUAAAUCAUUUAAAAAAAUCAUCCCAAACCUAUUGAAAUUACAAAUAAAAAUUCUCCUUUAUUUUUUAUUUUUGGUAAACCUAAACAGUUUGAUAUUCUCUUUGAAGUAUCAAUGUAUAUGCUUGAGAUAUAUAGCUCAGCAGUUAAUAUCUGUUGUGGCUAUGUGGUGCACACCUUUAAUCCCAGCACUUGGGAGAUAGAGGCAGGUGGCUCUCUGUUGAUUUUGAGGCCAGCCUGGUCUACAGAGCCAGUCCAGGACAGUCAAGGCUACACAGAGAAACCCUGUCUGGAAAAAACAAAAAAGAACAUCUGUUGUUCUUACAGAUGUCGUUCUUACACACUACCAGAAGUGAGAUAUUAUGCCUCCCUACCUCACUAGCUGCUGUUACAAGUAAAGGAAGCCAGCCCAGGAGAUACUAUGUAAGGAUGUCUUUCCUGAUGAAAGUAGAGUAGAAGACCCAGCAUUUUUGUCUAAAUACACCCAAGAAAUGAGAAAGUCACAGCUGGGCUCCUUUAGGAAGGCCACCAAUCGGCAUCACAACAGCAGCAACAAAGCUCCUUGACUUCUCAAGACCCCAAGUCACCUACUUAACAUCAGCAAACUUCCUAUUCUGCCAUUAGAAUGAAUAGAAAACUGUGGUGGUUUAUUUUGUUUUUGAACUUUAAUCUUUGGACACUCGAAAUUGGUUUCUAAUAAAGUUAUGUGAAUACAAAUGAAAAUAAAGAAAAAUUGUUAAAUCUUCCAA